Molecule: messenger RNA, 3979 nt
Organism: Pantherophis guttatus
Lineage: Eukaryota; Metazoa; Chordata; Lepidosauria; Squamata; Colubridae
Source: RefSeq, a predicted model, not a curated record
AGUGCUGUCACAACUUCGAACCGUUGCUACACCAACGGUCGUAAGUCGAGAACGGCCUGUCUCCCAGAAGGAGAAAGCCGGGAAAGAGAACACAGGAAAUGAUAUUCAAAAAGCAGAAUUUCCUUUUUCUAACAUUGGAAUUCGCACAUCCCGGUCUCUUUUUUUUUAAUAUACAUAUAUACUGUAUAUAUUUUAAAAUGCAUUUCUUGGUAACUUGGGCACUUCUCAGAAAAUAGCAAGCAUAAAUCCUCCUUUCGCCCGUCAGGGAUGCCUCGGGAGGUGUGUAAACGGCGCUGGAUUUGCAAACUUUGCAAGAUUUUACUCAAAGCCUCCGGCGCUGCAAACUGCUCUUGUGUGUGUCACCGUUUUUUCCGAGGCAGCAGGGAGGAAGUUGCAAGGGGGGGGUUGGGGUGCAAAGAAGACGCCCUUCAUCGGGGAAAGACCUGCAGGGAGAGGCGGGGUAGAACAAAAGGCCAGCGGUAGUGCUUCCCCAGGGACGUGUUUUCGAAUCCAGCUGGGGAGAUCUUGGGAAAAAACUUCAGGGAGGGAAGACCGAAGCGGGGAAGGACCACCAUGGCUGGCAUAAAAACAGCGAGCGGAGAGUAUAUUGAUGACUCCUGGGAACUCAGGGUCUUCGUGGAGGACCUGGGACCUGAGGCGGAGCCCAUCACGCUCCGAGUCUCCGGGAGCCUGCAUAUAGGAGGCAUCAUGUUACAGAUUGCAGACAAAUUGAAACUCCAGAAGGACUGGUCGGAUCACGCCUUGUGGUGGGAGCAGAAGAAAAUUUGGCUCUUGAAGACAAACUGGAGCCUGGAUAAAUACGGGAUCCUGGCCGACGCCAAACUGCACUUUACUCCCCAGCAUAAACCGGUGCUGCUUUUCCUGCCCAACCGUUGUAGCGUCCGAGUCAGAGCCAAUUUCGCCCAGCCUGUCUUCCGCACCGUGUGCGAUCUUUGCAGGCUACUCGCCAUCCGUCACCCGGAAGAGCUGUCUUUGCUGCGGGCGCCCGAAGAGAAGGACAAACGGAAACAGAAGGAGAAAGAGGAGACCACAGCUCGGAGUUAUGACCUCACCAGCGUCCGGCUGCCAGCAAGUGCAGAGCAACAGACUUUCCGUGGGAUGCCUGCUCACUUCUCAGACAGCGCCGAAACUGAGGCUUGCUAUCGGAUGCUGUCUGUCAGCCAGACUAGCCUGACCCCCGAGCAGAUUGUCCGAAUGCACCGGCCGGGAUCCCUUGUGGAAAAGACCAAGAUCAACAGCAGAUGGCUGGAUUCGUCCCGCACUUUGCUACAACAAGAAGUAAAAGAACAGGAGUGUUUAUGGCUGCGCUUUAAGUAUUACAGCUUUUUCGAUCUGGAGCCAAAGUACGACGUUGUCCGGAUCAACCAGAUGUACGAACAAGCCCGCUGGUCGGUGCUGCUGGAAGAGACCGAUUGCACAGAGGAAGAGAUGAUCGUCUUCGCUGCCUUACAAUAUCACAUCAACCAGCUGUCCUUGAACGCCACCCCUGUGGAGCAGUCCAGCGAAUCCGGCCUGGAUGAUUUAGACAAAGCUUUGGCUAACUUGGAGGUCAAACUGGAAGGGUCAGCCCCAACUCCAAAUGUUUUGGACAGUCUGACAGCCAUCCCAGAGCUGAAGGAUCACCUCCGAAUCUUCAGGCCCCGCAAGCUGACUCUGAAAGGUUAUAAGCAGUAUUGGGUGACUUUCAAAGAAACGACCAUCUCGUAUUACAAGAGCCCAGAAGAGGCGUUGGGAGAACCUGUCCAACAGCUCAACCUGAAAGGUGAUGUGUGCCAGAUGUCAAUAAUCUCUGGCCAGAAAUUCUGCAUCAAGUUACUGGUCCCUUCUCCUGAUGGAAUGAGCGAAAUACACCUGAGAUGUUCGGAUGAGCAGCAAUACGCCAGUUGGAUGGCGGGCUGCCGUUUGGCAGCGAAAGGGAAGACCAUGGCGGACGCGUCCUACCAAGCCGAGAAGGAGAACAUUCUCUCCUUCCUGAAGUUGCAGAAGACCAAUCCGGAAAUGUCCCUCACGGCAGAGACGGAAGGGACGCAAUGGCUGGUGUCUCCUCGCUACCAGAAGAAGUUCAAACCUAAGCAGUUAACUCCCCGCAUCCUCGAGGCCUAUCAGAAUGUCUCUCAGCACUCCCUGACGGAAGCCAAGAUGAAAUUCAUCCAAACCUGGCAGUCCCUCCCUGACUUCGGCAUCUCGUACUUCGUGGUCAGGUUCAAAGGCAGCAGGAAAGACGAAAUCUUGGGGAUCGCCAACAACCGCCUGAUCCGGAUUGACCUCGCCGUCGGGGACGUGGUGAAGACGUGGCGGUACAGCAACAUGCGUCAGUGGAACGUCAAUUGGGACAUUCGCCAGGUGGCCAUCGAAUUCGACGAGCACAUCAACGUGGCUUUCAGCUGCAUCUCCGCCGGCUGCAAGACGGUCCACGAAUACAUCGGGGGUUACAUUUUCCUGUCCACUCGGACAGCUGACCGAAGCCAGACGCUGAACGAAGAGCUCUUCCACAAGUUGACGGGGGGCCAUGAAGCCCUCUGAUGUUUCUCCUACCAAGUGUUCUGACUAGGCUUCCCCCAAGAGCACGAAGCAGACUCCUUGUCCCGACAAAAAAACCCACCCCUUUUUAUUAAGUGACUGUGAAUUCCUCUCAUUCACAUCCAGCAAAGUCUUUCAAGGGAGAAUUUAUGUUCACAGAUCUCAUCUGGCUUGGAGAGCUGCCAGGCCCGAUAUCUUCAAAACUUGGCAAGGAGUCUCGGAGAGUCAUGAACCAAUUAAGCGGACUAAUUGCCUCCUGCAAACUCCACUCCCCUUUCGCUCCUCUUUUAUUCCCUAUUCACCGUCCACUUGUGGCUUUACUCCUGAGUCGACCCUUGUUCCUUAGCUGUUCCCUUCUCCUGGCAGCUCACACUGGGAACAGGCUCCAGCUGUUCCUCUGCCCCACUGAUGUCCGACUCCGAAGGCAGCUGACAACUAUCAGACGGCCCUGGCCCCCUCUCUGCCUUGGACGCAGAGCCUUCCCCAGACUUCAGGACUGGCCCACGUUCCUCCCCAACCUCCUCACUGUCUGAGUUUGCCACCAGCUCCGCUGGCCGCUGGCGGGCCACAACACCAAGGCCUUCCUUCCUCCAAGGAGCAGCUGACUUCCUGAAUGUGCUGUCUACAUUCUACGGGGGACGUGAAGGCCCUUAUUGGAGUCCAGGCAUCCAUAAAGACUUGGAGAGCAAUUAUGAAAAUGAUGGAGUGAGAACUUUCCCCAGAGAAGAAAAACGUUUCCCAAAGGACUCGAAAGUUACAUUAACGAUGGCUGUGUGUUGUUGUUAUUUUUUUUUUUCUUUCUUUCAGUAUUUUCAGAGCGAACUCGCAACCAGGACUAAACAGCAGAGUUAAAGAGAAUUUUUACUAUGUCAAAUAUUCAAAUAUCUUGCCAAGAAUAUUGACAAUAUUUUACUCUUUCCUCCUCCGAGAAACUCAGGAAUUUACCCAACGCAAAUUGGGAUUCAGGUACUUUUUGUUAUUUUUGUACGGUGUGCGGCGGGGGUGGAAAUAAGUGAAUUGUGUUGAGUGCUUUUGUGUUAUCAUCUUCGAGGUGGUUAUAAAGAGGAUUUUUCACGAAAACGCUUCCUUCCCCAUGUGAUUAUUCUUUCUCCGAAUGGCCUAGAAUUGGGAGGAGGCUGUUUUAUGUCCCCUGUUCCCCCACAGCUACAGGUAGUCCUCGACGUACGACCACAAUUGGGACCAGAAUUUCCGUCCUAAGUCGUUGCAGUUGGAAGCCACGCCAGAGCCAAUUUUAGGACUGUUUUUAUGGCGGUCGUUAAGCGAACGCACCAUCAUAAGUACGGACCGAUUCUUCCUUUUUUUUUUGUUGCUGAAAACUUGUUAUAAAAGAUCGCAUAUUGUGAUCACGUGAUUAUAAGACACCGCAACUGUUUGCAAAUGCAAGCUGGUUGCCAAAGCGCCUAAUUGAGAUGGUGUG